AUGAUGCCAGCACCGGAUCACACCUCAACAUCCUCGUCGUCGACAACAGAGGCCAGCACUCCUCUCCCACCAGGCAUGGUCCUCGGACCAGACGGAAAACCCUGCCGCACCUGCACAGACUGGAAGAGCUGGUCCAAGAUCGGUAAAUCCAAAGCCAAGAAGGACUCCAAAGACUCUACUUCGACACCCGGACCUGGAGCUGGAGCUGGAGCUGGAGCGGCCGCUGCCGCCAUCGGAGCUACCGCUGCAAUCGCCACAGGGUCAUCAUCAUUCGACUAUGAGAAGGAAUGCCCUGCAGACAAGGAAAUCCUCGGCCGGGCGACAUGGACAUUCUUGCACACAAUGGCGGCAUACUACCCGGACAAACCUUCGCCCAUGGAACAAUCGACCAUGAAGUCCCUCCUGACAUCCUUCUCACAGUUCUACCCCUGUGGACAUUGUGCCGAGCACUUGCGGGAAGAAAUGAAGGUCGAUCCGCCAAAGGUUGAGAGUCGGAGAGAUUUGAGUUGGUGGAUGUGUGGGAUGCAUAAUAAGGUCAAUGAGAUGUUGGGGAAGGAUAAGUUCGAUUGUAAUAAGGUUGAUGAGCGGUGGAGGGAUGGGCCUUCUGAUGGUCGUUGCGAUUAG
Linnemannia hyalina is the source of this 624-nucleotide messenger RNA. The record is from the annotation of a GenBank genome assembly. Lineage: Eukaryota; Fungi; Mortierellomycota; Mortierellomycetes; Mortierellales; Mortierellaceae.